AUGCCAGGUCAUGUUUUGGCUCCUCCACCAGAUAAUCCGUCUCGCCAAUAUGCCGGAGCCCAUAGCCGGGCCGACUUUUAUCAAGCCUCUAAUGAACACCAUUACUCAAACGCGCGUCAAAGCAGCGAUUCAGGCUUCGAAUACAAUAUGAGAAGGGAGUCCAACUCUCCAGUUAGCGCGCCGUACAUUCAAUCCUACGAUCGUCGCGCCAGCGGCUCUUCAGAGAUGCAUAUGCCUCCCGGACUUUCCUACCAGGAGCAAAUUGCCCGUCUCCCCAGUCCAAGCACGUCGAAAAGAAACAAUGACAAUGGGAUGCUAGAUACCUACUCUCACUCUGCGUCUCAUUUUACUCAUGGCACAAGCUCUGCAAUGACUGGCCCAGCUUCUGAGCAUUCGGGUGACUCAGAAUUUUGGCCCAACAUCGGGUCCCAAGCCUCUCAUGUGGAGCCAAAACCUAAGAAGGCCAGGCGUGAAAAGCCUCGCAUUGAACUUGCUCCGGACCAACCUCCUACAACUCAGGGGAAGCCUCGAGCUCGUGUCUAUGUCGCAUGCUUGCAAUGGCAAGUCUUAUUCGGACACGAAAAAUACGAUGCGACGGUGCAAAGCCUAUUUGUCACAACUGCGGACGCAGGGCGAAUGGGAAUGGAGAAUCGGAGGGGUCCAGACAAGACACCAGGUGCUCGUCAACGUAUGGCACGGGAUAUUAGGAAUGAUGGUGAUAACGGGCCUGCCCCUCGUCGCCGCCGCAGAACUCGUGAUAAUUCGACUUCUGACACAAACCAAACAAAUCAUCAACAAUUCCUAACUCGGCAAUCCGUCACUGGCGAUGAGUCGCCUCAGGAUGGAGACAUGAGCAGUUCAAAUGUUAUGCUCCCUUCACCUGAAAUACCUGCUGAUCUUAGCGGUAACACAAGCAACUUUGUUGCAAUGUCAAAUUACUCGCGAUCGUCGUACUCGCCUUGCGGUUGUCAUGGCCUUACACAAUGUCCGGGUAUCUUAGGUGUUGGAACGCUUUCCAAUUCAAGAAAGGCUGCGUCCGUCAUAAUCUCUUAUGACCAUGGUCUUGAGAUGGAAAAUAUCGUACCGUCGUAUAACACCAAUCGAGGAUUUAUUAUUGAACUCGAUGAAAACGGAAAUGAAAAUCAGGAAUCCAAUGGGCCAGAGCUUGUCAGUGAACCGUCCCUGAACUUCACCCGCAAAGUUUGGUGGGACUCUCUGCUAUCAUUGUAUCUAUCUCCGACAUCCACCCGUUUGCAAGCUCUCACUGUAUCACAGCGCAUGACGGCCACACAAAGCAUAACCGCCGAUCUCCGUUUUCUUUUCAGGGCCUCCAAUUAUUGGUUCUCUUUUUUCCAUAUUCCGAGUUUUUUUGGGAACUUUUAUGAUCCAAUACGCAGAGAAAGAAUUCAGCCUAGCUUAAUUCUUGCAUUACUGGCCCUAGCAACCUUUUGGCAAAGUUCCGAAGUUGGAUAUGGAAAAGAAGGAAGGGAACGUGCUCUACGUUUUCGAGAUGAAGCACAAGCAGCCAUGGAUGCCAGUUUCAAUGCAGGAUGGAUUGACGAAACACUUGCACAAGCAGCAUGGUUACUUGCCCUUUUCGAGAUAUGUGCACAUCCCCGGCAUUCUUCGGAAAGAUCGACGUCGUCAAUGGUUAUGCUCGAUUCGAUUAUACGGAGUCUUUCAUUGACAUCCAUGGAUGCCGGAGAUCCAAACACAUCGAUGUUCUCACCUGGAACUGUACCAGCAGUUUUAGGCUCUCCAAAGUCGCAGAUUGCGUGGCUGCCUGAGCAAUUUCCAGUAGCAUCCCACCCUGGCGUAUGCGACGAAAUUGGAUGUUCAUGUCAGAGUUUUACGUUGGAAGAGCACUGGCCUUCUGCUGCAGAACAUGCUCCGUUGUGGAGUGCUACACCAGCUUGGGACGAUACCUGGACUGAGGCUGAAAUUCGCAAAGAAUCAUGUAGGCGUUUAUGCUGGAGCUCUAUGAUGCUUGCUGCAGGACACAUCUCGUACACCACUUCUCAUAGGUCACAAGGCUUAGACCUGUUUAUCUCGGAUCCUGCCAAUUACGCGCUACUUUUCUCUGGAGAAUCUGUUGCCAAAUCUCCGGCCCUGUCUAGCUAUUCGCCUAAGGACACUGUCUGGGCAUUGCACGACCGAAGUUUCUUGUUGUGGCAUGGCUGCAUCCGGAUGCGAGGCAAUACCCGUGCUACGGACAAUGACAAGGCAGAAUUCGCCAUGAAAGCCUGGUUGGAAGCAGACAGUCUUGAGCAGGCUUUAAAUCGACAUACCUGUGCAAUUGAAAGAGCCUUCAUUUUUCAGGCAAGGGAGUACAUAUUUAACACACGCAUGUGUAUAUCUUAUGAGUUCCAACGAUAUAUCCCUCUGGUGUCCGCAAACGUUAGCGGCCUAUUCCACCGCGACAAGGCUGAAGAGUGGCUGACACAUCAGGCGACCGUAGCGGAGCGCUUCAUGCUUGGCCUGCAUACAGUAACAGGUCAUUCGAGUAAUCUCCUAGCUCGCCGUCCAUUUUUCGUCUUCUGGUUUAUGGGUCAGAUCCAUCGAUCACUUGCCCUAUGGGAGGUUGAUAACACACUGACGGUUGCCUUGGACGUCUGUAAAGCACUUAUUCCUGCUAUUGAUUAUUUAACCGGGUUAUGGCCGUGUGGCGAACAGCGACAUAGAUACGAAUCCCUUCGCCAAAAAGUGACCACUUCCUGCUACAUCGCCGGAAUUGAAGCACCAUCACCAAUUAAUCUGUCUUUUUCACCUCCUUCUGCUCUCGAAGCUUUAAUUUAA
Psilocybe cubensis is the source of this 2796-nucleotide messenger RNA. RefSeq lists its product as uncharacterized. NCBI's taxonomy places the organism in Eukaryota, Fungi, Basidiomycota, Agaricomycetes, Agaricales, Agrocybaceae. The transcript has 12 exons. The coding region runs from base 1 to 2796 and encodes 931 amino acids. The record is from RefSeq and is a predicted model, not a curated record.